Messenger RNA from Ostrea edulis (European flat oyster), 1828 nucleotides. Its product is annotated as RNA polymerase II subunit A C-terminal domain phosphatase SSU72-like. The transcript is spliced from 7 exons. Gene Ontology annotation, biological process: termination of RNA polymerase II transcription. Bases 130 to 720 code for a protein of 196 amino acids. The record is from RefSeq and is a predicted model, not a curated record. NCBI's taxonomy places the organism in Eukaryota, Metazoa, Mollusca, Bivalvia, Ostreida, Ostreidae. Gene Ontology annotation, cellular component: mRNA cleavage and polyadenylation specificity factor complex; nucleus. Gene Ontology annotation, molecular function: RNA polymerase II CTD heptapeptide repeat phosphatase activity.
UAAAGAGUAGUUAAUGUACAAGUUAAUCAAAGUUUUUCUUCUUGACGCGACUUAGACUAGACGCGACUUACUAAAAUUGGAUUACACCGGAAACGGAAUAAAGUUUAAGAUCAACAGCUAGCAGACGUCAUGACGGAUGGAGGUUCACCCUUGUCUGUUGCAGUCGUCUGCUCCAGUAAUCAAAACCGAAGUAUGGAGGCUCACAGCUUUUUGAGUAAGAGGGGAUACAAUGUUCGAUCAUUCGGAACUGGCAAUCAAGUCAAGUUACCAGGAGCCACGCUUGACAAACCAAAUAUUUAUGAUUUCAACACGACUUAUGAUGAAAUGUACAGAGACUUGAUGAGAAAGGACCCUGAACUCUACACACAGAAUGGGAUCCUGCACAUGCUGGACAGAAAUAGAAGAAUUAAGCCAAUGCCAGAGAGGUUCCAGGCAUGCAAGGAAAAGUUCAAUGUCAUCAUCACUUGUGAAGAAAGAGUAUAUGAUCAAGUUAUAGAGGAUUUUGAAACAAGAGAGAAGGAAGAUAUGCAGCCUGCUCACAUCAUUAACAUUGACAUUCAGGACAAUCAUGAGGAGGCCACCAUUGGAGCCUUUCUGAUUGGAGACUUAGUCACAAUGCUCUUUGAGUCUGAAGAUCUGGACAAUGACAUAGACGAGAUUUUACAAGAUUUUGAGCCACGAGCUGGGAGACCUAUUCUGCACACCGUCUGCUUCUACUGAAUUGUACAGGAGAGUACUACAGGAUAACAAUGGAGAUAUGAUGGGACAGUAAUCCAUGCUGCAUUUUCCCAUCAGAUGUUGAAUGAUCGCACAGAUUCACUGAAAUUUUAAGUAUAUGACUCAUGCACACAAAGUCCAUAAUGCAACUUUAUAUCUGUCUUUUUUGGGACUGAGGUCAAUGUGUCCAUGUGAUAAUGUGUUUGUAUUCUGAUUUUAUGUUGUUGCGGUAUUUUUUAAUGAUACAAAAUAAUGUACAUGUAUUUUUAUAGCAAUUUCACCAACAGAAGUUAUGGUAUAUGUAUAUUAAGAUAUUGUUUUAAUAUACAGGAUUAUUUUUUAAAUGUACUGAAUGAAUUUCAAAUGUACAUCAUAGUUGAAGUUUAGUACUCCUGGUUUAUAUAGUGAAGGAAAAUUUGUGGACGGAAUCCUCUUACAAAGGUUUUAAUUGAUAUCAAUUUUUGGGCCAAAAGCCAAGUGAACUGGACUCUAUUGUCUAGGGAUGAGGAAGACUUCUAUCGACUCUGGAGUUCAAAAGUCAAGUUACCUAGACUUUGACAGAGGAAAAUGGUCUCCAAGUCUCAUUUGAUUUCCUCUUUCAUCCGAGUUCGUAAUGCAUGACAGUCAAGAACCAUAUAAACUCAACUUCCAUCAUUUCGUCCCCAUUACAAUUGUGCACGGCAGUGGGUAUAUCAGUCCACUAGUGAUGUUCUACUUUCAGUAGGAAAUCACACGAGUAGGAAAUUACACAACUGUGAAAUUACACGUGUAGGAAAUUACACAUGUAGGAAAUCACAUGAGUAGGAAAUUACCCAACUGUGAAAUUACACAAGUAGGAAAUUACCCAACUGUGAAAUUACAUGACUGUGAAAUUACACGAGUAGGAAAUUACACGUGUAAGAAAUUACACGAGUAGGAAAUUACAUGAAGAAUUUGUCAACAUACACUGAUGUAUGUUAGAUGAUUGUUAUGUUUUCAUUGACGCAACUUGGCUGUAUCUUGCUUCACAUACAUUAAUGUAAUUGAGAAUAUCUAAAGUGACAGUUAACUUAAGGCAUCAUGUUGUGUGUUAUAUUGUACUGUGUAACAGAAAUAAAGCCUACUUUGUUUA